Molecule: messenger RNA, 1168 nt
Organism: Empidonax traillii (willow flycatcher)
Lineage: Eukaryota; Metazoa; Chordata; Aves; Passeriformes; Tyrannidae
Product: growth/differentiation factor 15-like
Exons: 2
Coding region: 1-1104 (367 amino acids)
Biological process (GO): SMAD protein signal transduction
Cellular component (GO): extracellular region
Molecular function (GO): growth factor activity; cytokine activity
Source: RefSeq, a predicted model, not a curated record
AUGCCGAGAGCGCUGGGGGAUGUCUGGGCAGCCCUCACCUGCCUCCAGCUCCUGCUGCUCCUCACCGCCGUGGAUUCCCGGCCCCUCACGUGGGACCAGGACAGGCUCCAGCUGGAAGCCGUCAAAAAGGGGAUCCUGGAGAGGCUGGGAAUGCCGGCUCCCCCCGUCAUCCGGCACCAACUGGACCAGGAGAGCAUCCGGAGAGCGCAGCAGCUCUACCAGCAGAAAGUGGCGGAGCUGGCAGGGAACAGGAGCCGGGAAGAUGGUGAUGAGGAGGAAUCCGUGUCCAGGACCCGGCGUUUGCACCGCCUGACCCCCAUCUUGCUGCGCUGGCCGGACAUCCCGCAGGGACACGGGGACUCCCAGGGACACCGGGACCCACAGGGACACCAGGACGCCCGUGGUCCCUACCGCUACCACCUCCUGCUCUCCCGCACCGAGGAAUUCCAGCGGCAGCUCCGGGUGGUUCAGGCGGAGUUGAAACUCUUCAAGCGGUCCCUGGAAGUGCCCCCCCGGGUCACCAUCUACGCUCUGCAGGGGGAUGAAGAGACCCCCCAGCUCCUGCAGAGCCAAGAGCUGGACCCCGAUUCCCAGAGCCUGGAUGUGACAGCAGCCAUCCAGCCCUGGGCAGAGGGUCCCGAGGCCACCCUGAGCCUGGAGCUGGACUUUACAACAAACGUCUCGGCUGCCCUGGCCACCUCGGAGGGGGGAACGCUGGUGCUGGAGGUGGAAACCCAGGAGAACUCGGCUCGGGGGGCCAGGAGAGCCCGGGGGCUGGAGGAGGAGUGCGGGAAGAGCGACGGGAAGUGCUGCCUGAAGUCGCUGAAGGUUUCCUUCCAGGACAUCGGCUGGUCCGACUGGGUCAUCGCCCCCCACAGCUACUACAUGAGGUUCUGCGAGGGCUCCUGCCCCCACAACUACAAACCGGCCAACAUGCACGCCCAGAUCAAAUCCCGGGUGCACUCCCUGUCCAAGGCCGCCCCCUCGCCCUGCUGUGUCCCUGCUGGCUACGACCCCAUGGUGCUGAUGCACUACGACGGCGAGGGCAGGCUGGUCUCCAGCGUCUUCGAGGACAUGCUGGUCACCGGCUGCCACUGCGCCUGACGGCAUCGCCGGUGGCUCCAACCGGGGUGUGUCACUGCCCGGGUGAGGCCUCCUGGCAGCUCCA